Phialemonium atrogriseum is the source of this 1691-nucleotide messenger RNA. RefSeq names its product DUF89-domain-containing protein. The coding region runs from base 44 to 1465 and encodes 473 amino acids. Gene Ontology annotation, biological process: DNA damage response. Lineage: Eukaryota; Fungi; Ascomycota; Sordariomycetes; Cephalothecales; Cephalothecaceae. The transcript is spliced from 6 exons. Gene Ontology annotation, molecular function: phosphatase activity. Gene Ontology annotation, cellular component: nucleus. The record is from RefSeq and is a predicted model, not a curated record.
CGUGAUUUUCAGAAUUGGAGUAGAAGGUCAGAUUGCCGUGAAGAUGGAAUACGAUACAAAGAUCCCCCGCUAUUCGACUGCCGAUAAGACGUCGUUUGGGUUCCCUACUGGGAGAGAGAGGUGGCCCAUCAUCAUUACCGGAGUUAUAGACGAUGCCUACCGGUCUGUAUCCCAGUGCGAUGACACCGAGAAACGGGACGAGGGCAAGAAGAUCGUCGAGGAGCUCGCCCGGCUAAAGUACGAGGUUGAACACGACCGGCCACUUGUACCAAUCCGGGAUGACGGCUAUCCCGAUGUAGCUCUGUACAAUAAGGAAUUGGAGCAGCUCGGCAACCCCUCCUGGCUCAAUGUUCAAUGGCUCUUCUGCGAGUGUUACUUGUUCAGACGGAUCAACACCUCUUUCAGCCUCUCCACCUACUGGAAGGGCUACGAUGUCUUCGCCCGCCAGAAGAUCAAGACUUUCCGGUCAUCUCGACCUGCGGUGCUCGAGCUCGCCGGAAGAUACAAGGACCUGGUCCAGAAACUAGAGAAUAACAAAGGACAGGCUACCGACGAGGAAUCUGAUAGGCUCCUGUUCAUGGAAGUGUGCGAGAUCUGCCUCUGGGGCAACGCCACCGACCUCUCCCUCCUGACCAGCCUGUCCUACGAGGAUAUCCAGAAGCUGCAGGGCUCCGAGGCUCGGAAGGCAUCAGAAAAGAACAUCCUUGUCAAUGACCUCCCCGCCGCAUACGAUCUGCUCCUCAAGGCCAAGAAGGAAGGCAAGAAGGAGCGGCGGGUGGACAUCGUCCUGGACAACGCCGGUUUCGAGCUCUACGUGGACCUCAUCUUGGCGGGUUAUCUCCUCUCGGCGGGACUCGCCACCGUCGUGGUCCUCCACCCCAAGUCGAUGCCCUGGUUCGUGUCCGACGUCGUGCCGGGUGACUUCGCCGCCCUCCUCAAUGCCCUUGCCAACCCCCGACACUUUUACGAGACGCCGUCCGAGGACGAUCACCUGCAGGACAAGAUCCCGGCGCCGCUCUCCGACGCUGAGGCCGACCAGCUGUCCUAUCUCUUCCAGGAGUGGAGCCGCCUCCACUCCGAGGGCCAGCUGAUGCUUCGGCCGAACCGGUUCUGGACGCACCCCGGCAGCUACUGGAGGCUCCCGCAUGUGGAGAAGGAGCUCCUCGAGGACCUCAAGACGAGCGAACUCGUCGUCUUCAAGGGGGACCUGAACUACCGGAAACUGACGGGAGACGCAAGCUGGGACCCGACCACGCCGUUCACCGAGGCCAUCGGGCCCCUCGGACCUGGGUCGGGAGUCAACAUCCUCGCCCUGAGGACUUGCAAGGCCGACGUCGUCGUUGGCCUGAAGCCCGGCCAGGACGAGGAGCUCCGGCAGACGGAAGGCGGAGGGGGAGAUUCGGGGGCGAGGAAAUGGGCCUGGAGUGGGAAAUGGGCCGUCGUAUCUUUCUCGAAUGGCCAGUGAGAGCCAUUCAUUCCUUGGCCCGUUUUGAUCUGGGUUGUUAUUAGAAACAUAUAAGUCUAGAUAGAGCAGCACCAUGUAUCUUUAUCUUGUCCUCAGAUCUCAGUUGUUUCCGCUAACAGUUUGGCGAGAUAUCGUAAAUGUCGUCUCUUGCGAAAACGGCCAGUGCAGCAAAGGGAAACCCCCAAAUACAUCUCUUCGUCCAUGAACCAGUGGUAUCUCACCCGAC